AUGGCAAAGGUAUGUCCUGGUGAAGCUCCCCAAGUUCCUUCUGUCACUCCCUACUUGAGCUCAUCAAAGAGAGAAACAUACACCAUUUGGAUGAAAUCACUUGUAUGCAAUACAAAUGGUUGCACUGUCUAUAAUUCCAGUGGCCAGAUUGUUUAUCGAGUUGAUAACUAUGACAGAAAGUGCAGCAAAGAAGUUCUUCUCAUGAAUCUCCAAGGAAAGCUUCUGUAUACCAUUCGAAAAAAGAAGCUGCAAGCGUUUGAACGAUGGGAUGGCUAUAAAUGGAGUGGGUCGUGUAAGUUUAACAAGGAAGAGAAGCCUUGGUUUCAAGUGAAAAGAUAUAGCAGAAUGCUUAUGGGAAGCUUAGCUUGUCAAAUCACAGUAGGGUUUGAAAAGUAUUGGAUAGUGAGACUGACAGGCAAGACUACUGCAGGGUAUAGAAUAGUGGACAUUGAUGGAGGAGUUGUUGCAGAGGCAAAAAAGAAGCUGUCGUCUUCUGGGAUAGUUCUGGGGGAAGAUGUAUUAACUUUGGAGAUGGAGACUCGUAUGGAUCAUUCCCUUAUAAUGGCUAUUGUUACUGCCUACGGAUCAAUUUGUCGCAAAAUGUAAUUAAGAAUAUAGAAGCGUUGCUUCUGAAUCCAUGUUAUGUUGUGUCUGUCCCUUUCAAAUGCCAAUUAUAUGACUU
Fragaria vesca subsp. vesca is the source of this 682-nucleotide messenger RNA. RefSeq names its product protein LURP-one-related 4-like. The record is from RefSeq and is a predicted model, not a curated record. Lineage: Eukaryota; Viridiplantae; Streptophyta; Magnoliopsida; Rosales; Rosaceae. The transcript is spliced from 3 exons. Bases 1 to 606 code for a protein of 201 amino acids.